UCUAUCUCUUAAAUACCUGUCAAACGGAAAACAAACAAGCACAUGCACCAUCACUGACCGUAGCCUAGAGAUUUUCAAAAAAGCAAGGACAACAAGAAAUGGAGAGGAAUGCAGCCGUGAGCAAGCCACACACUUCCACCGCCGAUCUGCUGACGUGGAAGGAGGCUCCUCCCUCUGCCUCUCCUGCCUCCGCCUACUCCCACCGCCCUCACCAGCCGUCUGAUAAAAUCAGUAAAGUGCUGUUUGGAGGUCAGGUCUCUCAAGAAGAAGCAGAGAGUCUCAUGAAGAAAAAGCCUUGUUCGGGGUAUAAAUUAAAGGAGAUGACUGGCAGUGGCAUAUUUAAUGGUCGAGAUGGUACAUCUGAAUCUGGUGAUGCUAAUCCUAAUAACAAAACUACAGUGCGUGUUUAUCAGCAAGCAGUGACUGGAAUAAGCCAAAUAUCGUUUAGUUCUGAGGAGAGCAUCUCCCCUAAGAAGCCUACCUCUGUCCCAGAAGUGGCAAAGCAGCGCGAGUUAAGUGGGACGUUGCAAAAUGAUUUUGACAUGAAGAGCAACAAGCUAAUAUCAAAUGCUAAAUUCAAGGAGAUCAGUGGUCAUGACAUUUUUGCCCCCCCUUCUGAAAUUCCUCCCCGUUCACUGGCUGCUGCACGCUCCAUGGAAACAAAAGAAAACAAAGACAUCGGGGAACCUGCACCUCGAAACAUUCGCACAUCUGUCAGGGUUUCAAAUCCUGCUGGAGGCCAGAGCAAUAUCCUAUUUGGUGAAGAACCAGUCAUGAAGACAGCAAGGAAAAUACACAACCAGAAGUUUAAUGAGCUGACAGGCAAUGGUAUUUUCAAGGGAGAUGUUCCUCCUGGAUCUGCUGAAAAACCUCUAAGCACGGCAAAACUGAGAGAAAUGAGCGGCAGUGGUAUAUUUUCUGAUGGAAAGGCAGCAUCCAGAGAUUAUCUUGGUGGUGUUCGCCAGCCCCCUGGUGGUCAGAGCAGCAUUGCAUUAGUAUAAUCUAGCUGCAAUCUAGCUGCAUGACGAGAGGAAUGUUGAUCCAUAUGUUAUCCCUAUGUGAGUGCUUUGUUCUGACUGGUGAAAUGCCCUUUUGGGGUAUCGAAUCAGUAUAAUACCUUUUAACGUUUAGAUUAAAGAGCUGGUUGGAUGGCUGAUUGAAUGCUUUCAA
Messenger RNA from Populus nigra (black poplar), 1170 nucleotides. RefSeq lists its product as uncharacterized. The record is from RefSeq and is a predicted model, not a curated record. Bases 99 to 1001 code for a protein of 300 amino acids. The transcript has 5 exons. Lineage: Eukaryota; Viridiplantae; Streptophyta; Magnoliopsida; Malpighiales; Salicaceae.